Messenger RNA from Austrofundulus limnaeus, 3508 nucleotides. It is a transcript of the gene chrna5, whose product is annotated as cholinergic receptor, nicotinic, alpha 5. Gene Ontology annotation, cellular component: postsynaptic membrane. Bases 258 to 1679 code for a protein of 473 amino acids. NCBI's taxonomy places the organism in Eukaryota, Metazoa, Chordata, Actinopteri, Cyprinodontiformes, Rivulidae. Gene Ontology annotation, molecular function: transmembrane signaling receptor activity; acetylcholine-gated monoatomic cation-selective channel activity. The record is from RefSeq and is a predicted model, not a curated record. The transcript is spliced from 8 exons. Gene Ontology annotation, biological process: monoatomic ion transmembrane transport.
GGAGGAGGAGGAAGAGGAGAGAUGAGGAUGUGUUGCUUGCGCUCAACUGGAGGCAGCAGGGAGUGCAGCAGCGUCUGCGAGAGGCGAGCAAAAGGACCUGCGUGGAAUGGAGGAGGAGAGCGAUGCAUCACUGAUGCUAGUGGCAAGACUCCUUCCCGCUUCACAACCGCUGGAUUCUGUGCUAAUGGGAGAGAGUCAGAGCAGCUUUGGGAUGCCCAAGGGACCUGCUGUUUGUGUUCAAUGCCAACUUUGAUAUAAUGCUUGGAGCAGGAGGAGCGCCCACCUCGAUCAGACUGUUGUUGCUGCUUCCACUGCUGUGCCACCUGUGCCACUCACUGCGGAUUCCAAAGCUCUCCUCAUAUGCAAAAGCAGAAGACAAGCUGUUCAAAUAUCUCUUUGAAAACUAUCAGAAAUGGGUUCGUCCUGUGGAAUACCUAAACCAGUCCAUCCGUGUGAAGUUUGGCCUGGCUAUCUCCCAACUUGUUGAUGUGGAUGAAAAAAACCAGUUGAUGACAACCAAUGUUUGGAUGAAACAGGAGUGGAGUGACAUGAAACUCAGGUGGAAUCCUGAAGACUUUCUGGGCAUCACAACAAUCCGUGUUCCAUCUGACAGAAUCUGGCUCCCUGACGUUGUACUGUAUGACAAUUCAGACGGACGUUUUGAAGGGACUGUCACUAARGCUGUUGUUAAGUAUGAUGGCACCAUAACAUGGACUCCACCAGCCAACUACAAGUCAGCGUGCACCAUAGAUGUCACCUUCUUUCCCUUUGACCUCCAGAACUGUUCGAUGAAGUUCGGAUCUUGGACCUAUGAUGGUUCUCAGGUAGACAUUACCCUGGAGGACUUCCACGUGGACAAGCAGGACUAUUUCGACAACGGUGAAUGGGAGAUAGUGAAGGCCACAGGCAGCCGUGGUCUGAGAACUGAUGGCAACACUUUCUAUCCCACCAUCACCUACUUCUUUAUUAUCCGCAGGUUGCCUCUUUUCUACACCCUCUUCCUCAUCAUCCCCUGCAUCGGCCUGUCCUUCCUCACCAUUCUUGUCUUCUAUCUGCCUUCAAACGGUGGUGAGAAGAUCUCUCUCUGCACCUCGGUGCUUGUGUCGCUCACCGUCUUCCUGUUAGUCAUCGAAGAGAUCAUCCCAUCCUCCUCGAAGGCAAUCCCCCUCAUCGGAGAGUACCUGGUUUUCACCAUGAUCUUUGUCACGCUCUCCAUCGUCAUCACCGUCUUUGCGAUCAACAUUCACCACCGCUCCUCUUCCACACAUACUAACAUGGCACCGUGGGUGAGAAGGAUUUUCCUGCACCGGCUCCCUAAACUGCUGUGCAUGCGCAGUCACGUGGACCGUUACGCAACGACUGGAGCGGCCGGAGCAGGAAGACCYGAAGAAGCGAGAAGGACGCAGGAGCCAGGACCUGAGUUCAAACCUCUCCUCUACAACCAACACAACCUCCAAGCAGCGUUGGAGUCUAUUCGCUACAUAAGCAUGCACGUGGUUAAAGAAAAUCAAGUUCGAGAGGUGGUGCAGGACUGGAAGUUUGUUGCCCAGGUCUUGGAUCGAAUGUUUUUGUGGGCUUUUCUUCUGGUGUCCAUUCUUGGCUCUGCUCUCCUUUUCAUUCCAGUUAUUUACAAAUGGGCCAGCAUCAUUGUUCCUACCAAUCUUGGAAGUACUCUCUAAAAGAAACAAACAAAAAAACAAAAAAACUUCAGUGCAUAAUAACAAAUGAAAGAAAAGCACAGUAGUUGGUCUUUGUGGCCACUUUUGGACAUUUGAAAGAAUGAGAUUCAGAGCAGACAGCGUUCUUUUUAAGGGGCAUUUCCAGUCAGUUUGUGAGAUGCUAGAGUGCCAGAAGUCUCGCUGCAGAGCAGGUUCUCACACUCUUUUUCAAGCCCACCUUUUAAACUGAUCCAGAGCCAGCUUUCAUUGUGCAGUUGGGCAGGAAAUGCAACCAAUAAGGAACACUUAAAGUACAAGGCAUGCAUGUUAAAUGUUUUCAAGUUAUGAGUUAAAAAUCUAUACGCUGCCAAUAAAAAAUGCACAACGUGUAGGAGAUGCCUGUGUACAGAAAACGGGUGGAAGUAAUGGUGUAACACAAAAAUAUAAGGAAUAGUCACAAAAAAAACAACAACAAACUAUUUAACCAGUUUGAACUAUUACAGCUGUUGCUUUGAAUGAAGCAACAAAAUGCAUAACGUUUCCAAAACCUGUAUAUUUUGGAGCUGAUUCCAUUCAAGUAACAUUCCGUACAUAAAUAAGUCAUGAAGAGAAGUAAAAAUAUUACAGUGAAAAUCUUUACAUAACACCAAUAAGUCCUGAUGCUCAGCCAAACUGAUCACAUUAUAUUUUAUCUGUAAGAGCACAAUUUUAAUAUGAACUUCUUUUUCAUAUCAGAAGCUGCCCUAAAAGCUACAAGAGAUUCUGGAAAACAUUUUCCCAAGAUAAACAUUCAAUCCUGUUUGCAAACCCCUCACACAACUGUCUUGUCAGGACUUGAAUGUUUCAGUUACUUCCUCUCUCAGGAAGCAGCUCAGAUUCUUUGUAGGGGUGGUGUACAGUUCAGCGAACAGCGUACAGCAUGUUUUAGCUAAACGUGCAUGGAAAAGUUUCUCUCAAAUAAACUAGAAUAAUAACAGAGUUUCCUUAAAGACUUCUUACAGAUUGUUGGGACUUAAAAUUCCUUCCACCUCCUUUCACCAGGACCUCAAAUCCUGCAUUCUUUAAAAAGGCUGUGAGAACACCUGUGGGAACAGGUGACCCUCUUGAAGAAGUCACAUUGGUCUGUGUUGAUGGCUAAUAAUACACAGAUGACUCUGAUCAGUAUAAAUGUAAUAAAAACUCACAAACACUGUUGGCAUGAGAAURAUAAGGAAGACUGUCUGAACCUUGAGCUUUUACUGCCUCUGUGUGGUCACAUGUGUUUAUUGCACCAACAAUAUCAGGCAUGCUGGUGACUAAAUAGUWGAUAAGCUGUAAAGGUAUUUUGUGUAAUACAGACUUUAUUAAAGAGUAGAAAAAGUAUUUGAAAACUUCUCUGCAUGGGGGGUGGGUGGGGUGCAGAAGCACAAAUACAGUAAUUAGAAGAGACUUGUUUUUGCAGUAAUGACAAAAAACCGGUGUACAGAUACAUAAAAAACAAUGAUAAACAAGAAAAAAAUGUUUAGGAAACGGAGGGGAAGGCGAUGUCAUUUCCCCCACAACUCCUAACAAGUCUUGGCAAAUCUGUAUUUAUUUCUCACCUCUUUUAUUAAAACUUGCAGACACGUUGUGUUUUAUUAAGACGUUUUGUUUACACCGCACACCGAGAGAAAAAAUUCCUUUUAGCUACAAAGUUGCCCAUCAGAGAGAAUAAACAUAUUGACUUCACUUGUCAUUUAACCAACAGAGACUUCAAAAAGUUCCAAAUGUAAUUUUMUAAAUAAUAUGCAUAAUUUGUUUAUACAACAUGUCAUUUCUAUAAAUUAUACAUGAAUGAAUGUAAAUGUGGAAAUAAAAGGAUACCUCUUAAA